Molecule: messenger RNA, 4746 nt
Organism: Harpegnathos saltator (Jerdon's jumping ant)
Lineage: Eukaryota; Metazoa; Arthropoda; Insecta; Hymenoptera; Formicidae
Gene: FucTC
Product: alpha-(1,3)-fucosyltransferase C
Exons: 4
Coding region: 1631-2899 (422 amino acids)
Cellular component (GO): membrane
Molecular function (GO): fucosyltransferase activity
Source: RefSeq, a predicted model, not a curated record
AAAAAAGAAAGAAAGAAUGAAAAACUCUUGGUGUUUUCGUCGUAGCGCGGAGGAGGAAAUCUCGCGUUCUCAAGGACUGAGAUGGAAACGCGCCCGCCUCGCCCAGCUCGCGCGGAUCGAUUGCACAUCGAAAAAGAAAACAUGCGCACAAUCGCGCAUAAUCCGUUCUUUAUAUAACACGAGGACAUUACACGGCGAUGCGUUUUACCAUUUCGAUUUACCGCAGCCGCUAGUACGCAAACUCGUCAUCGCACAUACAGGCACCAUUUGCAAAUGUAAUAACAGCGGGAUCUUCUCCAUGUCGAAACAUGAGAAUUAUCGUCGUUGUUUAUCAGCGCGCACGGACGCGCAGGGUGGAAUCAUAAAACACGCGAGCACGGCACAACGAUAGCGGUCGGUGGCGCAUUUUAAUUAGGCGCUCGCGCGUGUCAUACCCUCGCACACACACACACACACACACACACACAUGUCCCCUAUUCGCGCAAUUUUCAUCGGAGCGUCGGAUUCCGCGAAGCGUUUCACUUUUCCGUCACUGAGGCUAGCCUGGGUUAGCUAGAUAAGUUAGAGAGUCUACGCUCUGCUUAACCAGUCGGGCUGGAACUUCUGGAGCGGCAAGGCGUGUGUCGCAGCGCGCGUUGACCGUCGCGACUAUGUGUCUGGCGAAGCUCGAAACGUCACUCGGCGCGCGCGUGUGGUGCAAUCGAUGGAAACACUUGAUUCUGUGACGACGCGCGAGCCAAUCGCAGAAGAAGCGUAUUUUCCGCAGUGUGCCGGGGCCACGUCGAGAGGAGCGCGCGCGGUGGUACACGAACGUACGGCGAGUUGAAUAGUCCCGCUGGCCCCUCGCAGCUCGCACGACAAUCGCGAGACAAUCGUGCGAGACGUCGGGGUCGAUUGUCGCGAUUCGCGAUUGUCGCGAGAAGCUGACAGAGAAAGGGGAAGAAAGAGAGCGGCGGACGGGGAGACGGAGGGAGACGAGAUGAUCGCGCUCGCGUCGUGCCAGGCACGAGCCGGAUAAUUAAAGUGUUAUUGUCGGCCGGAAAAAAAGUAUUCGUAUAUGCAAAUAUGCAAAUAUGCGGUGCGCAGUAGAACGAAUCGCACGCAGCCGCGAGAUUGCGCAACGCACCGCCGAUACGAUAAUCUUCGAUCGAGUUCGCGCGGCGCGCACGGCGCCGUUCUCGAUCGCGCUCACUCGCGUCCCUCCGCCGCGCGGGACCGACACCGCGCAUGCGCGAGCGCGCGAAGCGGUCGGCUACAAAGGGAAACGCGCACAAUGAUGUUUAUUAGUACGUCGAUGAGUUGCCCGUACGAAAGCCGCGUGCGGUCACGGUGUAAUCUAUCAAUGUUUAAUGUCGCCGGGCACACACACAUAUACACACACACACACACGCGCGCGCGCGCGCGCACACGCUCAUGGCCUUCGCUACAAAAGCUGUGACCUCCUCAAAUGCACCGGCACGGAACCUCUCGCAUUCGUGUGACCGUAUCUGGCGACGACGAUGAUGCACCGAGUAAUUGGCCCUGCUCGAAGCAUUGACGAUGGCACGAGCGAUUAGCCGUUGCGUGAAGUGCGGUGGGCGCGUCCGCGAGGAGGGGCAACGGCAGCAGCAGCAGCAGCAGCACCGACACAAUGCACAAGAAAUUGUAUUUGUUCAUCGGCCUGAUCGCGCUGUCGAUCGUGAUGUUCUGCCUCUACCUCUCGCGCUUCUACGACGCGGAGAUUCCGAACACGUACAGCAAGACGUUCAUGAUCCACAAAAAUGACCCCGCUGCGAACGUAAGCAAGCCGGAGUUCGCCGACGAGAAAUACAUGCGGGCGUGGGAGCUGAGCAGAGCCGGCAUCAAGACGAUCCUCCUGUGGAACACGCUGUUCGGCAACCGGAACUUCUACUUCGGCGAGGGCGAUGUUUUCCGCGGCUGUCCCGUCGACCGAUGCGAGGUCUUCAACGAUCACGCCCAUCUGAACGUGGAGGACUACGACGCGGUCCUCUUCCACGGUAACGAGCUGUAUGUGCGGGAUGUGCCGCAGAAGCGACGGACGCGGCAGCUUUAUGUGUACGUGAAUUUGGAGAGCCCGGCCAACCGGAAGAUACCCGACAAGUACUACGAGAACUAUUUCAACCUCACGAUGACGUAUCGGCUCGACAGCGACAUACUGUGGUCUUACGGGACCAUAGAAGAUGUAGCAACCGGCGACUUGGUUGCGCCCUUCGUGGACCCCGACUGGGCCGCUUAUCAGAACGAGGAAGCGGCGGACGAGGAGGCCGGGAUAUUGGACGUCGUGAAGGGUAAGAGCAAGCCGGUAACUUGGUUUGUAAGCAAUUGCCAGGCCAAAAGUGGCCGGCUGGAGUACGUGAAGGAGCUGUCGAAGCACAUAGGCGUCGAUGUGUACGGCGAGUGCGGCGAGCGCAGCUGCCUCAAGACCAGGGACUGCUUCCGCGACGUGGUCGAGCCCAACUACUUUUUCUACCUAUCUUUCGAGAAUUCCUUCUGCGACGAUUACGUGACCGAGAAGCUGAUGAACCCGCUCAGGUACAAUGUCGUACCGGUGGUUUACGGGGGUGCCAACUACAGUCGGUUCGCACCGCCGAAUUCCUACGUGAAUGCCUUGGACUUCGAGAGUCCGAAGGAGCUCGCCGCGUACUUGAAAUAUCUCUCUCAGGAUCUGCGGCGGUAUCAGAGCUUCCUGCAGUGGAAGAAAUAUUAUCGAGUCGGCCAGGGGACGACGAAACGGACGGUCUGCGCGCUCUGCGACGAGCUGCACCAGCGGAAGAGCCCGAAAACUUACCCGGCCUUGUCGCACUGGUACGCGAAGGACAAGUGUCCGAUACAGAAGCUGCUGCAAAACACCAACGACGUUUACGCGACGAAAUUAACGCUUACGAGUCGCGUCGGCUAGGGCCGAAGGCAGCGGUCCGGAGCGGUGCAGAGCGGCUUCAACGACGCGUUCGAAUGACAGGCUACGCGAAGCACCGAUUAAGCGCAGAUGACCGCAGGCUCAUAUAAGCCGUCGCGUGGCCGCACGUGCCGCACUCCAAGUGCACGGAAUACGCGUGCGAGCAGCGGCAUUGCGAGAGAGUCACUUUCGACGCUGUUACUUCCGCUGCUCGCCUCGCUGCAUGUCUUUCCGCUCGCGAUCAGUAUUGUAACGUACGUAUGAAUAAUUCCUCCCUCGGUCUCACAUCGCGCACACGCGCGUUUUCGCGAGGACUCUCUCCUUCGUGUAGCCGUUCGUGAGCGCGUCGAUGGCUGGCAAAACUACGACUGAAAACGGACGGAGAAAGAAAAAAAUACGCGUCUCUGAAUAAGAAUAUUUCACGCGCGUGUGCGUGAAAGGUGCGCGCAAGCGGCCGGUCAUUUCACCCAACAAUGCGCGGGCAUUCCUGAGACUAUAAUAGCGUGAGUGAUUACACAACUUCGACGUCUGAUUUAUGCAUCGAUGAUGGGUCAUUAGAGCAGAGUUGCUAGCGGGUCGAUGUAUUGACUACUCGCUUGAUUAGUUAAGAUCAAAGUAGCCAACCUACCAUCACACCGCGCUCCGACAUCACUCUGUACUUCCGUUCCAAGAGUUUGAGCGGCAGGCGGGUGCACGUGAUGCACUAAUCACACGAUGUCCACAAAGGACGCUGGCUUUCAAAGAUCCAUGCAUUAAAUACCGCGGGAUUGCGUAGGUGUUUAACGCAGACUCGGCAAGAGCGCGCGCGCGCCGUAUUCGCGUAAAAGACUGACGUGGGCGUUAUCGAGGGAAAAGAUUCGAGCCAACGAACGAGAGAAAUCGCCCGUUCUCGUUAAUUACUGUUUCAAUGUUUCGCUUCUACCUAGAAUAUAACGAUGAUAUCUGCAGGUAAUAAUUGUACAGUACAAUUGCGUUCGCGUCUAGAUGGGCGGUUGACGAGGAGCGAGAGGAGGGAAACGAUUAAGUGAGAAGCAUGUAUACGUAUAUAUAUAUAUAUAUAUGUAUCGUAACACAAACUAGGAUGUAAUAUUUAUCACCUCGUCGUCGCUCGCGACCGUUGAAAAUGCCUGUCAUCAGUGUAUCUUCGCAGUAUUUUCUUUUUUUAUACAUAGCAUAUUUCGAAUCGUCUACCUCACAAGCCGGCAGCGCAAUAUUACGGAACCGUACAGAAGGCAGUUUUCAUCGGAGCGAUUUUUGGCGGAAGAAUAGGCCGUACACACAAGCGUAAGUUAAGAAAUUUUAUAAGUUUUGUACAAAUCAGCCGCGAAUGAGAGUCGCUAAUUUAUUUUGUAUGUGCAAAACGUUACUUUGUAAACAGUAUUCAGAGAGAGAGAGAGAGAGAGAGAGAGAGAGAAAGAGAGAUAGGACUGAAGAGAUUAAUUUUAAGACCAGGUAGAACUCUCUCUCUCUCUCUCUCUCUUUUUCUUUCUCCUCUCUCUCUCUCUCUAUCUACAAACAUAGGCGUCGCGAAUCGGACUAUGCAGUUUGCGAUGCAAAUAAUGCAAUUGCACAUGCAUGCACAAAUAGCAUGGAAAGUCAUAUUUUAUCCGCGAUAACCGUAGCUAAUUUCUGCCUCUGCGCGAUACUUAAGUUAAUGAGCAGCGAAGCAAAAUCUCUGUUCGAUCUUUACUAAUUCGCAGAUAAAAAUGUGUAUCGCAUUUUUAUAAACCGGUUCUCGCAUAAACGUUGCAUUUUUGCAGAUGACCGAGAUAUCGCUCUUGUGUUUUAUUAAUUCAUAGCGUUUCUUAUGCGAAGUAAAUUGUGCAUAUUGAUUGUUGUAAUAAAAUUAU